GGGCGGGCGGCGCCGGCGGUGCCCGGGGCGCGCUCACACACGCGCUCACACACACACAUACACACGGCCUCGUACACACUCACACACGCUCCGGCGCGCACACGCGGCGCGCAGGCCAGAGGGAGGAGGCUCGGCUCGGCGGCGGCGGCGGCGGCAGCGUGCUCGGCGGGCGGGCGGGAGGGCUGGCGGGCGGCCCCCGCUCCCCGGCUCCGCGGCUCGGUGCAGCCCGCGAGGCCCCCGCCCUCGGACCCGCCCCCGGGGGUCGCCCGGCCCCAUGCCCUGCAGCGGCGGCGGAGCAGCGCGCGGCCGCGGGAGGCUCUGAGGAGCCCGGAGGGAGCCGGCGACGAGGGGACCAUGUACCGGGACCCGGAGGCGGCCAGCCCAGGGGCGCCCACCCGCGAUGUCUUGCUGGUCUCUGCCAUCAUCACCGUCAGCCUUAGCGUCACUGUCGUCCUCUGCGGCCUCUGCCACUGGUGUCAGCGCAAACUGGGCAAACGCUACAAGAACUCCUUGGAGACCGUGGGCACGCCAGACUCAGGGCGUGGGCGCAGUGAGAAGAAGGCCAUCAACGAUCUAGACAGAGACUUUUGGAAUAACAAUGAGAGCACAGUGCAGCAGAAAUGGAGCUCCUAUCCUCCCAAGGAGUUUAUUCUAAACAUUUCACCCUACGCCCCUUAUGGCGACCCACGACUGUCCCUCAAUGGCACCCUCCUGUCGGGCGCCAAAGUGGCCGCUGCGGCGGGGCUGGCGGUGGAGCGGGAAGGCCGGCUGGGGGAGAAGCCGGCACCGGCGCCGCCACCCGGAGAGGACGCCUUGAGAAGCGGCGGGGCCGCCCCCAGCGAGCCGGGCAGCGGCGGCAAGGCGGGGAGAGGCCGCUGGCGGACGGUGCAGAGCCACCUGGCCGCAGGGAAGCUCAACUUGUCCAAUUUCGAGGACUCCACCCUGUCCACGGCCACUACCCUUGAGUCUAUCCCCAGCUCCGCGGGAGAGCCGAAAUGCCAGCGACCCCGCACCCUGAUGCGGCAGCAGAGCCUACAACAGCCGCUAAGCCAGCACCAGCGGGGCCGGCAGCCCAGCCAGCCCACCACCAGCCAGAGCCUGGGCCAGCUGCAGGCCCACACGGGCUCGGCGCCGGGCCCCAACCCCCGGGCCUACGGCAGGGGCCAGGCCCGGCAGGGCGCCUCGGCCGGCUCCAAGUACCGGGCUGCCGGCGGCGGCCGCAGCCGCUCCAACCCGGGCAGCUGGGACCACGUGGUGGGGCAGAUUCGAAACCGAGGCUUGGACAUGAAAUCCUUCCUGGAAGGCAGGAUGGUGGUGCUAUCCUUGGUCUUAGGGCUUUCGGAACAGGAUGACUUUGCCAAUAUCCCUGACCUGCAAAACCCAGGAACCCAGCAGAACCAGAACGCUCAGGGGGACAAGAGGUUGCCUGCAGGAGGGAAGGCGGUGAACACAGCCCCAGUGCCCGGCCAGACACCCCACGAUGAGUCUGACCGCCGGACCGAGCCACGCUCCUCCGUCUCCGACCUCGUCAACUCCCUCACCAGUGAGAUGCUCAUGCUGUCCCCAGGCUCCGAGGAGGACGAGGCCCACGAGGGCUGCAGCCGGGAGAACCUGGGCCGGAUCCAGUUCAGUGUCGGCUACAACUUCCAGGAGUCCACACUCACUGUGAAGAUCAUGAAGGCCCAGGAACUGCCAGCCAAGGACUUCAGCGGCACCAGCGACCCCUUUGUCAAGAUCUACCUGCUGCCGGACAAGAAGCACAAGCUGGAGACCAAGGUGAAGCGGAAGAACCUGAACCCCCACUGGAAUGAGACCUUCCUCUUUGAAGGUUUUCCCUACGAGAAGGUGGUGCAGAGGGUCCUCUACCUCCAGGUCCUGGACUACGACCGCUUUAGCCGCAAUGACCCCAUUGGAGAGGUGUCCAUCCCUCUCAACAAGGUGGACCUGACCCAGAUGCAGACCUUCUGGAAGGAUCUGAAGCCAUGCAGCGAUGGGAGUGGGAGCCGAGGGGAGCUGCUCUUGUCUCUCUGCUACAACCCCUCUGCCAACUCCAUCAUCGUGAACAUCAUCAAAGCCCGGAACCUCAAAGCCAUGGACAUCGGGGGCACAUCAGACCCCUACGUGAAGGUGUGGCUGAUGUACAAGGACAAGCGGGUAGAGAAGAAGAAGACAGUGACGAUGAAGAGGAACUUGAACCCCAUCUUCAAUGAGUCUUUUGCCUUUGAUAUCCCCACUGAGAAACUGAGGGAGACAACCAUCAUCAUCACUGUCAUGGACAAGGACAAGCUUAGCCGCAAUGACGUUAUUGGCAAGAUCUACCUGUCCUGGAAGAGCGGGCCCGGGGAGGUGAAGCACUGGAAAGACAUGAUUGCCCGUCCCCGGCAGCCGGUGGCCCAGUGGCACCAGCUGAAGGCCUAAGUGGGGCCAAGGGAGGCCCGGGGGGCCGAGGGCCCGGGUCCCCAUCAUGCCCUCACCACUUUAUGCACAAUGCCCGGCCUGGCCCCCCGCCAUAGGUGAGGGGAGGACCCCGAGGGCUUGGCCAUGGAGGGGUCCCAGGAGUCAGUUGGGCCCCGUUUCUAGGAAGUACCAGCCUCGUCCUCCACUUGUCCAGCUCUGGGGGAGGGGCUCUGGGAGCCAUUUUCCUGCUUUGCCCGUUUCCUUCCUGACUUGCUGAUACUAAAGAAGUGAGGGAGAGUGUGAAGGCCAGACAGGCAGAUGGGCAGAUCCCUCCAGAGGCCCGCCAGGUGGGCACGGUCCCCCGUUUUCUUUAAGGCAGUGCCUGGAGUGGAGAGAAGCUGCCUCCUCCCCAGCUCCCGAUGCGGGCCCAGGAGAGGGGAGGCUGGGGCGUUUGGCCCCGGCCUGGCCAGGAAAGGCCCGUUCCCCGGGGCAGUUUCAGGUGCCGACUGGGCCCUGAAUGCCAAGGAUAGUAUAUAGCCCACUCCGGGGUCCUGGAGCCGCAGCCUGUGUCCUUGCGUCGUGUCCACUGUGUGCGUGUGUGUGUGUGUGUGUGUGUGUGUACGGGGGUGGGGGCACUCUUACCCUGUCCCCGCCCCCGGGGCCGGCAGUGCAGAGAGGGCAGGGUUUCAUAAAGUGAGGCAGGGCAGGAGGCUGAGAGAGGUCUACGCACAGAGCCAGGGGGUGGGCUAGGAGAGGCAGGUGAAGGGGGGACUGGGGAAAGGUGGGUGGGGGGGAGAGGGGCAGACAGUGGAGCCGGGCUGAGAACGUGGCUGCCUCCUGCCGCCUCCACCCCGAGCCCCUCUCUGCUCAGUGUUCUCCAGUAGCUCCCUGCCUAGCGGUUUCAUCUCUUGCACAUCAUUUCACACCUUUUAGGCACCUACUGUAUGCAUCACAUUCCACCAGGACUCACCUCCCUUCCUUCUCAGGGCCCAAGCCCCCCCCCCACUAGCUCUCUUCUCCAGCACCAUCAUGCAGACACCCUCAGCCUUCCGGGAUCUCAUAUCCCAGCCAAGCUGGCAAUAUUCUCCAUGCUUCCCAGUUUCCUUCUCCUUCCCUAUCUCUACCCCGGUGCCCCCCCCCCCCACGCUGUUGGAACUUCUGCAUCCUCCCCCUCCCCCGUGUUCACAGACCCUCCCUUCCAUUCGCAGUCAGGAGUCUCUGGCCCCACCUUCUUUCCCCAGCAGCCGCUUCUGCCCCUCAGGUCAGGCAGGAAACCAGGAAAAGUCCAGGAUGCUGCAGGUUCUGAGGUUGCCCCACACAAGCUGUGGUUUCUCUGCCUCAGCGGCUGCAGAGACUAAAACUGGCUUCCCCUUGGAGACAGAAGAUUCCAAGAUGAUCCCUGCCUAAGCCUGCUCAUCCCCACGAGGGUCCUGAUACUGAUACAAGGCAGCUGGUGACUGUCUCAAGUCCAGGGGUCCGCGAGCCUGGGCCUGACAUUUCUGACACACGCCACCAGGUGGCGCCCGGACACCACAUCUGUGGCUGCUAUCUGGGACCACAGUUCUACACCCGGUCUCCCCUGCCCCCCCCCCCCCCCCCCCCCGCCCCACCUCCCCUGAGCUGGGCCUGACCCCAGGGGAGACUGGAUAAGGUUAGGGUCCCCACCUGCGGAGCACGGCAAAAGCAUGGGAAUUGGGGAACCAUUUUCCUUCAGUAGGCUUCCCCUUGAGCUGCCCACGUGUAUUACACUGAAUCUCACACCCUGGCCCCAUUCCCCUCCCACUAGGAUCUGGAGGAAUAUCACACAGAGUAAGUGAAUCAUUUUGUAGAUUGAGGAGUACUUAUGUGAAGCAAAUAGUCACCCACAUUUCUUGUAAAUCCCAAUUUUUCUGUGUUGUAGCUUUGCUUAGAAUGAGGGCCGGCCCCGACUGCAGGGUCCUUUUUGGGCGGGCUGGGGACCAGCCCCCCCCCCCCCCCCCCCCCCCGCUGGGAGGGCAGCAACUCCGAGGGCUGUGUGGACGUGAUCCGAGGGUGCUGUGGAAAGCCUUGAGAGGCGAAGGGUCUGUCAUCCUCCACCCCUCCCUCAGAUCCCGUGCCCCUCCACCUCUCGGUGCCAGCCCCAGCCCCAUGGCCCCUGGCCUGUUGGAGCCUUCAGGGAUUGAACCAACCUGCAAUGAGUGGGCGGGGCAACUGCAUCCCUUUUUUCCCCAGCCCCACCCAUGGAGCUAUUAACCAAUCACAUGCAGAGAGCAUCUUUGGGCGGAGUCUGUUCCCAAUCUGACCCACCUGGGUUUCCCCUACCCCCAAGACAUGCAGCCCAGAGGCGGGGGAGGGGUGGCAAGUGGUGGGCCCAGGGGCCGGUGGGCUGGCACAGGAGGAGGCGGGUGGUAUGGGGUGAGGACGGACGGGGUGGGCUAGGCCUAUAGGAGAACAGGGAAUGGGGGAACUUGAGGAUGGGUGGAGGGCACUGGAGCCCUGCCACCAUCCCAGGACCUUGGGCAGAUCACCCACACUCCCGGGGCCUCAGUUUCCCCAUCUGUAAAAUGAUGGUCAUAAUACUUCACCUACCUCAUAGGGGAGGUUGUGAGGCCGCCGUCACCUGACCUGGGGGUUGAGGCAGGAGGACUGUGAAGGUGCUACCCGGGAGCAAAGUAUUAUUACUGUAGCCUGAGAGCGAGGCCCCCCUGCCCCUCUCCCUGCAGAGUCUCCAGGGAUAGCCGAGGCUGGCCUGGGCCCAUCUAUCUCUUCUCCACUGUGUCCCAGGUCCCUUCAUGAGCGUCAUCUGCCGUCUUUGUGGGCACCCUAGAUUUGGUUGUUAUCUUGUUCAGGUAUCCUUUCUUGUGACCAUCUCCCUACGUAACUGCUGUACAAAUUCCACCUGCCACAGGACCCCGCACCUGCCCACUGGCGCCAGACGCCAGGGAAGGGACAAGGAAAACAGCCACAAUAAAAGCCAAGGGGGGGCCAGAGCCCCGAGCCUGGCUGGGACCCCAGGGGUGGGGUUGGUGGCCGCUGUUUGUAUUGUGUUUGAGUCCUUGAGUGCAAGUGUUUUAUUAAAAAAAAAAAAAAAAAAAAGACAAAACCCACUAUCACAAAAAAAAAAAAAAAAAUUGCAGUGAAGAGAAAAUGAAGAAAAACUGAAGAAAAAAAAGGAAAAAAGAACCAUACAAAAAAUUUUCCACCACACGCACCCUCUAAGCCAGCAAGAUUUCCUCUUUACAAAAUCAUAUUUUUGUGGGAAUGGGCCCUGCUUUUUGUGGCAGGGCCCGUUCUGAUUAAUAAAGGAUCGUGACAAAGUA
This is a messenger RNA of Leopardus geoffroyi (Geoffroy's cat), 5696 nucleotides long. It is a transcript of the gene SYT7, whose product is annotated as synaptotagmin 7. Lineage: Eukaryota; Metazoa; Chordata; Mammalia; Carnivora; Felidae. The record is from RefSeq and is a predicted model, not a curated record. Gene Ontology annotation, molecular function: phosphatidylserine binding; SNARE binding; calcium-dependent phospholipid binding. Gene Ontology annotation, biological process: regulation of calcium ion-dependent exocytosis; cellular response to calcium ion; regulation of dopamine secretion. The transcript has 13 exons. Gene Ontology annotation, cellular component: axon; synaptic vesicle; membrane. Bases 355 to 2418 code for a protein of 687 amino acids.